Messenger RNA from Durusdinium trenchii, 636 nucleotides. The record is from the annotation of a GenBank genome assembly. Lineage: Eukaryota; Dinophyceae; Suessiales; Symbiodiniaceae.
AUGGGAGCGAACAUGGCUGGCAGUAGCCUCAUCACCCGCUUUGUGUUCAGUUGCGCGCGUUCAACUCUGUACUCAAAGAAACCGGAAGUGUUCGACAAGUUGGCCAAUGAACUUGCUACGCAGUUGGACGCAGGGUUCAAAGAUUGCAUUUCUGUCCUUUAUGGAGGUGAUGAGGCUACGCUGUACCCAGUUGUCUUGUACACCAAAGGCGACUGGCCAAUUUUAAAGCGGCUGGGUGCCUUGAACAGGACGCAUCAUCAAGCCAUCGCCAACCUCAGUCGGAGCAAAGGUGUCUGUCACCUUUGCAUGACGGGUACAGAGAAGUACCCGGACUGGCACCAAUGCCAUCAGGCAUCGUGGAUGUGCCCGGAAUCCAUUUCGGACCCGCGACCUCCCUGGUCUCAGCAAACUUUGUUUACACAGCUAUUGGCAAGAUCACCGAGUCUUUGGGGGAAAACAUGGUUUUACCGUCCGGACCUUUUCCACACUGUGCACAAGGGGGUUGGUGCAGAGCUCACGGGGUCUGGAUUCGUUGUUUUGACAGACCUUGGGCUCGAUGGUGGCGAUGGUGACAUCCCGGCAAGGCUGCACCGGAUAGAUCCUUUUGCAAGGAUAAAGGAAUCCCGCUGUACAUGA